ACUCAGGAAAUUGCACUGUCAGCAACACAAGAACCUCCCUAGAACUCUCUUUUUCUUUACUCUCUUCCCCAAAUAUUUCCUCUAUAUAUAUUCAUCUACACAAACAAUUUGCCUAUCUGAUUUCUCUUUAUCUCCGCUCUGAUCACAGCCAUAGUGGAUGGAGAUCACAAUCAUAUCCGCUCAAGGCCUCAAGACCAAUUCUUCAAGCCCUUUCUCUCACCGGCUCCGGCCGUUCAUCACUAUCACCGCUUACCCUUUGGCGGCCUCAUCAUGCAGCGAUGAUAACAAGCGCCGAAUUUACAGUACAAGGAUUGAUGAUCAAGGAGGAGUGAAUCCCACCUGGGGUGACAAGUUUUAUAUCCCAAUAGACACAGCCUUCUUGACUAACAGAUAUUCUUGCAUUUAUCUUGAACUCUACACCAAAAGGCUCAUUAUGGGAAGAGUAUUAUUGGGUUGGUGCCAGAUUCCGGUUACCGAUAUUGGGUUUCCGCCGGAGGGUUCAGUUAGACACUUGAGCUACCGAUUACUGGCUAGAGAUGGUACAAAAGGACAUGGGAUUGUAAAUCUUACUGUAAAGUUAACUGAUUUUUCAUCGGUAGGGAGUCAAAGAUUUUCCGAUCUAAAUAGUAAGAAAAUUUCACAGAGUGGUUCGACAGUGAUUGGCAUCCCGGAAAUGGUUUUUUCACAUUUGAACACUUGUCAGCGGUUAAAUUUCAAGGUAGAUUAAUGCUAAUAUGUGUGCAGCCGCAUCAACUCCCUAAAGAGGGAUUGGAUUCUAUUUUGUUUUUUUGAAUCAAAAGGAAAUAUUUAAAAUUUACUAAUGAGUGUUUUGGUGCCUACGGUUUGAAUGUUAGAAUCAGAGUAUAAUAUGAGGUAUUUUUUUUCUCUA
Molecule: messenger RNA, 889 nt
Organism: Manihot esculenta (cassava)
Lineage: Eukaryota; Viridiplantae; Streptophyta; Magnoliopsida; Malpighiales; Euphorbiaceae
Product: BON1-associated protein 2
Exons: 1
Coding region: 158-727 (189 amino acids)
Biological process (GO): defense response
Source: RefSeq, a predicted model, not a curated record